Plasmodium knowlesi strain H is the source of this 5616-nucleotide messenger RNA. Its product is annotated as AP2 domain transcription factor, putative. NCBI's taxonomy places the organism in Eukaryota, Apicomplexa, Aconoidasida, Haemosporida, Plasmodiidae. The record is from RefSeq and is a predicted model, not a curated record. The coding region runs from base 1 to 5616 and encodes 1871 amino acids. The transcript has a single exon.
AUGCAAAGUGUUGUCCUGGAAUCAGACCCAGUGGGGACAAUUGAGGGGGCCUUAUCAGAGGAUUCCUGUCAGGGGGGAAUCCAUGUGAAUGGCGAUGUUAGCGGCGACGUGUGUAGUCCUAGUGUUGGUGGUUGUGUUGAUGCCCCUGCGUGUGAAUCUCCCAACCAGGAGAUAACGCAUAACGACGAAGCAUCCAGGUGUAAGGAAGUAAACAUAAAGAGCGAGCCAGUCAUCGUGAUAGACAAAGUGGAACGAUGUUUGGUAGUUGAGUGGUACGAAAAUGACAUCAGAAGGGAGCAAAGAAUUUCCUAUAAAAAAUAUGGAAAUGAUAAGGCGAAAUUAAGAGCUAAGGAAUUGAUAGAAAAAUUAAAAGCAGGUAUAACGUUCGAGCAGUUAUACCCGGACAAAGGACCACCCAUCGUUCGGGUGUAUCAGGAUGUGGGUGUAUAUCGAGUGUCAUUGAUAAGGGAUAGAAUCGAGAGGGAAUGGAGAGUUGAGUGGACAGAUAAUGAUACUCCAAUGAAAGCCAGAUGGUCAUGCAAGAAAGUAGGUAAUGAUGAGGCACAAAAAAGGGCAGAGACAUUUGCGCAAAGUUUGAUUGAGGGAGUUUUUAAUCCUAUUUUGUUGCACAAAGCUACGGGUACGAGAUUCUCAAGGUCAGACAGAACUGUUGUAAAGAUUAAUGUAUACAUGAAAAAAAACGUGAAGAGGAAAAAUAAGUGUAAAGUAAUCAGGGGGGGGGAUAACUCUUCCUUAAUUUUAGGAAAGGGAAUUAAAAAUGAGUUAAGGAAAGGCAAAAUGAAACGUUCAGGUGAUACUGUUGAUGGUUCACUUAUGGAAGGAUCAAACAUGGUUCAUAGGAAUCAGGCCUACAGUGGAAGUACCUUGAGUAAUAUAUUUAUAAAAAGUGAGAGUAGCACGUUAGACGGAAGGACUGAUAGUAAUUAUGUGAGGAGCAUCGAAGGGGAGGAUGCUCAUGUUGCUUUGCCUGAGCAGAGUUACCUUUUGAGUGAGUAUCAUGUCGAGGAAAACCCUAAACAAGGGGGAGGAAUCAAUGAGAAGAAAAGGAAUUACAAGUCUAGGGGGAAUGGCUCGAAAGGGGAGAGAAUAAAAAAGACACCAAAGGAUGGUUCAAAACUGAAGAGAAAAAUGGCACGGCGGGUAAAAGACACGAUGAGAGGUGUAAUGGGUGACUCUGCGGAGGAGGGGGUGACAGAUCAAUACAGAGAUUCUCAGAUGGAUGGCACAAACAAUUUAAACCUACUAAGUUGCUAUGCAGAAAUGGGAAAUGUAGAUGUAGCUGCUUUCUCAUCUAACAGUAAUCAAGUAAAAAAUGAACCAGGUAUAUGUGAUCCGUUAUGCAUACCAUACAGUGACAAUGGGGGAGUUAUGUUGAACUGUAGAAAUGGGUCCGUGGAACCUGGAGCCAUGAUGAACAACUAUGUUGUCCCUUGUGAGCAGUACGAAGGUUACCGUAUGGGGAGUUUUAUGGCCAAAGGCGGUGACUACUCCUCUAGGUAUGUAUAUGCAACGAAGAGUAAUUCCUACGCAGUGUAUGUUAACGGAGGCAUGGAACAUGGGGCUUUGUGUUAUGGUGGUGAUGUGCACCGUGGUGAUAUGCCCCAUAGCAACGUACACAGUUUUCAUUACGGGGGGGAGGAUCCCUUUGGGAGGAGUCACACCAUUCGGAAUGAACACGUUCCGGGGGGAAGCCCUCUACCCGUCGGUCACUGCACGAACGGCGCUGUGUUGAGGGCAGAGGGAUAUAAUCCCUACAUGAUGAGUUACACUGGAGGAGGAAUGGCAUCCCACAUGGGAAUUAUGCGGAGGGCAGUAGACAUGGAGGCUGUGCAUAGGGACGAUCCAAAUCAUGGUGUACUUCGCGACACUGUGGGGGAUUCCCACGGGUAUAGUGUACUCCCUCAUAAAAUUAACCUAAAGAAUAAGAAGCCCGUGAGAGAUCGAAUAUGUCAUUUGAAAAAAAUAAAAUGCGAAGAGGAUGGAAAUGACGUGGAGGGGAAAGACCCACACAAUGGAGGUGAAAAGAACAAGGAGACCAAGUGCUUGUCCUUAGGAGGGAACGACAUUAACACUGUUAACGGUGAUGGAAACGGAGUAGAUGAUCCUCUCCCAGAUUCCUACAAUGCAGAAAGGAAAAAGAGAAAGCGAAGCACAAAUAAGAACUUUAGGGGGGGGGACUUCCUACUCGAUGAGGAGUUGAGUAAAUAUUUCUCUACACACAACAAUAUUCAGUUAAGGAAAAAUCAGAAGGCGCUGAGGAAUGAUCCAGAUGGAGUAGCUAGCCAUGUUGGGGAUGAAUCCAUGGGAGUGCGUAGGGGAAGACGUUAUAGUAGCAUCACCAGCGACAUACAUGGGGGUAGUGCGCACUUGAGAACCGUUAAUCAAGAAGGAUCUAAGGAACGACAAGGAAGCGCCUACGGAUGUAGAGACGUGGUACCCAUCGUGAGAAGGAGCAACAGUGUCGAGAUGAACGAAAAUGAUAAUGCACUAAUGGAGUCUAGCAUGGUUGAGGUUGAAAUUGCAGGACAGAAGAUCCUGACGGCGGAACCUUCGAGCAAACCUCGGAGACGAACGAAGCGUUCGAAAAUUAGUGGAGCGAACCAAAGCGCUUUAAACAUGGUAGACACGAUUGGACAGAGGGAGAAUUCUGUUCAUUAUGGUGAUAGAAAUGACAUGAGAACAUCUUAUAGGAGGUACAGGGCACAUGGGAAGAGAGAUGACUCUGCUUGCGGUGGGUUCGGAUCUUAUCCAAUGUCCAACCUUGGUGGUAUGUUGAUAUGUAACUCUGGUUUUCCUUCCCAAUGGAGCCGGAACAAUGACGGUCGCAAUGGUGACGUGCUGAAUGGCAACGCAGGAGGGGAUUCUUCUGCACGUGGUUUUCAUCCAAGCACUUUGAACUUCAGAGCGGAGCCCCACGCUGAGAACCCAGGAAUCGUCAUAGCGAAGUAUCAUGAGAAUGUAGGAGUGCAUGGAGGAGUGAAAAUAAGGGAGAACGUCGGAGCAGUGGUCAGAACGAACGAUAGAGCAGACGGCGGUGGUGAACCUGUGCAUUUCUCUCCUACCGACAUGGCGGAAGGGAAGACUCACCUAAUGAACCUAAGAAAGACGAGGAGGAGAAUCACCCCAGUUAGUAGUGACCAACCCAGUGAGAUACAUCGUAAGAAUGACAAUUUAAAUUUAUCCCUCAGAGGAAGCAGUACAAUCGAGUUUGUAGAGAACCCAAGAGGGUACAGAGUACCAUAUGAAUAUGAGUCCCGAUUAUUUUAUGAGCAUUUUGAGGUUCCUCUAAAUUCAGAAAAGGAAUUUGAGUUACAGCAGAGGUACUUUGCGCGCUUGUUCUCUUUGCACAUUUUAGCUGUUGGAUGGAACGCUAACAAGAAUGCCCGCGUGGAGGACUACAUGCAGGAGUUAUCCGAUCCUGCCUUUCAAUUUCUCACCAUGGGUGACAUGAACAAUUGUAGCGAUGCUCCAUGUGGUGAUCCCUCUCCCCCUAGUGAGGAGAACAGACCUAUUGGCAAUAUGGAAGGGAAGUUGGACAAGUUGAAUGGAAGCGAAUUACAGAACGGCCAAUUCAUUACGUCUAACAGGUUGACAAUUGAACAGAUGGGUACAGACCAUUGCUACUUCAAUUCGGUGGGUGAUGGCACCUCGAGGGUUAUUGAGGAUGGGUCCGGGCUUAACGUUGCCCCGGACGACGCGCACCACUUGAUUUCAUCAGAGGAGAAAAUAAAUGGUGCCCUCUCCCCAGGUGAGGUGUGUGAUGUGGAGGAGGGACUUAACACGUACAGAAUGAACGACUGCUACGCGGCCAGUAACGUUAGACGUUUGGAUGAACUAGAAGAAGGAAACCAUAUGGGAGCACCAAGUGGGGAUCAGGAGGUGGGAGACAUGAGCAAGUAUGGGCAUACGCAUCUUAUGGGUAACCUAAAUGAUGGACACCAUUUUGGUGGUUUUGCCGUUUUUGGUGACAUGCUGAACGGGAAUGUGCCUGGCGGAAUUAAUGGCUACGCCUACCCGGAUGGUAUAAGCGGCCUGGGCGGUCCAUACAGAACGUGUAUGAUGAGCAAUAUGAACGUCGCAGGGGGAGUGGAUUACCGAUUGGGUAAUUACCAGGGUUCUAACGACGUGGGGUCUGUAAAUGGGAAGGAAGGCGCAGGGUGCUUGAGUGGAGAAGGAAAAAACCAGAACGGAUUAUGUGUAAGCUCAGGAGAAGGAAUGAAUCUGGGCGUAGCCAAUGAAGAAGGUCUGAUCCUUCGGAAUUUGAGUUAUUCUAAGGGAUUGAAUCCAACGCAUCUGCAUGGAAAAGAUAUUGUGAGCCAAAAUAUGCACCGGGCUGUUAGUAUGCCUUAUGACCAGGAGGGGAAGUACUUACAGGUUAACGAACCUUUUGAUAAGAAUGUGGGAGGGAAUUUCGAAUAUGUCCAGAAUUACAUGCAAAAGAUAAACCCUUUAAGUAUUAAUAUUAACAACGUGGAUGAAGGUUCCUAUGAACUACCGUUAGGUGGGGGAAGUACUUUGCCGUUCCAGGAGAUGACCAUGGUGAGUGGCACCCCAUGGGAAGGGAGACAAGAUAACGAAGCCACAUUUGGUGCAUUGAACACUGAAAAAGUUAACCAUUACAAGGGUUUUAUUGAUCGGACGGGUCAUGUCCCCAUGGUGCCCUCCAAAGGGGAGGAAGAAAAUUACUCUAAUCUACAGAAUAGCAUAAGGAAAACUACCGAGCUGGACGCGUUAGCGGCAUGUGGUAGGGAAGACAAUUCUUACGGUGUAGGAAUCGCCCAGUAUGAUCUUGCUCUGAUUGAGGGAGAAGAAGCACAGUCCCAAAGAAUGGGGUAUAUGAAUUCGCCGUAUGGAAGGGGGCAUGAUGGGAUUAACGAAGAGAGGUUGGACUCAGGGGUAAUGGAAAAGAAUGUGAACGUUACGCGGGAUAGUGACUACCUCUACUAUAACGGAUACGCCAAUGAAGGCAUGCACAAGUGUACGGAAGAAGACAAUUACAAUAUCGUUGAUAAAUUGAAUGAUGAUGUCAGCAGUAGUAAUAUACAGGGCAAUGGUGAUUUCUCCAUUCACGAGAAGGUGAACUACCAAUUUGGACACAUGGUUAAGAUGCUCCCAAGUUAUGAGCAUCUGGAACGGGAAGGUAGCUGUGUAGAUAAUGUUGUGGAUAGGGAGGCACAGUCCCAGUUUGACAACGCACAUUAUCGUUUUGGCGUCUGCAGCGGGGAUGCUAACCCGUCCAUUGGAGAUGUGGUUACAGGAAAGGAGCGCACGGAUGAACUGAGCGAAAAGGACAACCGUUGCGACCAUCAUAGUGGCAACCAGAAUACAACUCCAAGCAGUUACGACGACGUGGCAUACGGCAGUGAAGUUAGGAAGAAUAACCUGACCUCCACAUCUAUUUCCACUCCCAUGACAAACAUGAAGGAUAUGAACAACUACGAAUACUUCGAUAGCAGGAAAAUGGUCGAUAAGCUCAGAUUCACUUCAAAUUCAAGUACCAUAAAUACGGAAUAUUUACCAAGUAACCUUUUAAAUUCUAUAAGCAUGAACAACCUGUGUCCUUCCAAUAAUAUAAAUGAACAAGUGCAGAAGUAG